AUGUCAACAAAUACAUUUAAUUCAGAACCAUCCAAAACAGAUAAAUUACAUUUAAAAGAAGCUCUCUCUCAUAAUAAAGCUAUCCACUUUACUUCUAGAUACAUGUAUUUAACUCUUUGGGGAGAUGAAAUAUCAAACCAAACACAAUUUAAAGAAUUAAUAGACCGAUUUGCUGGACCAACUAAUAACCUACAAUACGCUCAUAUUUCUCCAAUAGAACAAGACGAGGUUAAUCCUCAUCCUCAUCAGCAUGUUAUAAUUGUAACCAGAAGACCUCACUCCUUUAAAGCUCGUCCUAUUAUUAACCAUUCUGAUGGCACAAAACAAACAUUCUGGUACUCCAGAGUGAAUUCUUACACCUCAAGGACGGGCGAUAUUUCUAAGAUUAUAGAAUACAUUACAAAGAAGGGUAAAGGAAUGUUCAAAGGAGACCCAACGCUUAAAGAAGAUCUUAAACAAACAUGGAUAAAUGCUUUAUCCGAUUUAGAUUCAUACCAAGAUUACGGAGAAUUAGAAAAGAAUUUGUUGGAUAUUAACGCAGAAAAAUAUAUCCAACAAGAAGGUAAAAUUAAAUCACGUUGGAUGCGUAAAAAUGCGAGAAGACUUGAUAUUGAAAAUUAUACUAGAAAUGAUUUAUUACCUUGGAGAGAAGAAAUGGAGGAAGUUCAAACAAUACGUAAAUGGAUUAAAUGCGCUCAAGGCGAUCGUUAUAGAAUGGGAAAUUUAUUCAUUGUUGGACCAACUAAAACCGGUAAAACAGAAUUUGCCAUUCAAGAAAUAUUCUUAAAAUUUAAUACAUUUAUGUUAAGAGGAGAUUCUCUCUUCGACGCUUAUGAUGAAGAACAAAAUUAUAGAUUUAUACUAUUUGAUGAUAUCAACUAUGAUAAGAAUUUAAUAAGAUUAAUAAAAGCUAUUACAUCCACUAUCAAUAAGAAAACAAUGGUAAAUAUCAAAUAUUCUAAAGCUAUUGUAACCGCCCGUCCUUGUAUUCAUUUAUUAAAUCAGAAAGAAUAUGAAAGUGUAGUAAGUUUAAUGAAGUAUAACGGUGGUUAUAAUUGGUGGAAGAGAAAUUCAUUGACGGUAUUUAUAAAUAAAAAACUUUAUAAAGAUCCAGAAGAAUCUGAAAAUGAUUCAGAAGACAUGGAAAAACAAGAAGAAAACUACGACGCAAUGAACGACUUAGAAGAAAAAUUUAAUGAAAUUAAAGAUAUGCCAGAAAGUCAAACAUCAGAAGAAACCAAUCCUAUUGAACAUCAAACAUUCUACAAUAGAGUAACAAACUUAUUAGAAGCGUUGGGCUAUGACAAUACUUUCUUAGAAGAAUUUAAUGAAAAGAUUAAAGAAUCAAGAAAGGACAAGAAGAUGAAAAGAGUACUAGAUGAAUCUCAGGAGAAUAAUGAUAGCAUGAUUGAAGAAUGGAACGAAGACCUUGAAUCAUAUCAAUUAGAUAAUCCAUUAGGUAUGUCAAAAGAUGAUUUUAAUCGCUUUGAAAGAGAUACAAUGACAACUUAUGAAAAGCAAAGAAGUAAGUAUUUUAACAACACUCCUAACAACAAUACUAUGGAAGAAGAAGACUAUGAUGAUGAUGACGAUGAUGAUGAUUAUUCAGACGGACCAUUAGAACACGCACCUUUUGGAGGGAAAAAUGAUGAUAUGGACAUAAUAUACGACUAA
Messenger RNA from Entamoeba dispar SAW760, 1674 nucleotides. RefSeq lists its product as uncharacterized. The transcript has a single exon. The record is from RefSeq and is a predicted model, not a curated record. Bases 1 to 1674 code for a protein of 557 amino acids. Lineage: Eukaryota; Evosea; Mastigamoebida; Endamoebidae.